AUGUUAUCGAUCCCCCGACUACACCAGCAACAACUUCAACUCCAACGACAACUCCAGAACAACUCUUCCAAUAUCCACCAGCAGUAUCCUUUCGCACACAACUGUCACGCCGAAUAUAACGCUGCUUCCUACUCGGAUAUUCCUAGAUCGAACUACGACGACGAGAUUGCUGCUCUAAGCCAGCAACUACCCACCAAUCUCAUGCAGAACGAAGCCUGGGGACUCCCCCAGCAGGCCCCAAGACAGUCCCGCGCUCACCAGCGGGAAUCCUCCUUGUCAUCACUUGGAUCAUCUACUGCAGGACCUACUUCUCCUUUCAGCCAUCAAUUGCCACACCCAUAUAUUGCCAUCACAGACACCAACGACCAAAGCAAUUCAUCAUCGCACUACCAAUUAGCCAAGACAAUGCCUUCGUACCAAACAUAUCAAAGUUGUGAUGGGAUCGAGCAUUCUGCUAUGCCUGAGAUGGCCUACCCGAUCACGCUUCCUGGACCUAGUGGCAAGCCCAGAAUGGAUAGUCGAUUGAUGCAAGCUCCUGAAUUUUGCAACAGCUCCACGCGUUCGCAUCCUGCCUCGGUGGCGAGUUCCAUCGCAGGUGACUCACCUGCCACGCCUACAGUUGGCGAAACCGAUGUCACAGAGAGAAGGAGAAAAGGUAGCAACCUUUAUUGUGAAUCGAUUGUAAACAUGGACUCACACUCUACUCUUCUAGGCUUUCCAAACGCCCCAAAGCUCGACAGAACCAUGACGGAUGCCUAUGUCGAUGAGCUUUACAGCCCUAACUUCGCCGUGACAUCUACGCCUCCCUCUCAAAGUCAAAUCUCAGUGUCACCCACAAACGACCUCUUUAGCCAGCGACUUACUGCGGCCAACAAACAGCACCUCAGCGCUGCCCAUUCACCAGCCUCUAGCACUUCGCGGGACAGAUCGCCCUUCCGCACCGGGUCCCCUCACGCACUAUCACCUGCGCAUGAUUUCGGAAACCACAACCUUAACCAAAGCUUGCCUUUCAACAGCGCUCAGCGCAUGCGCGAGCAAACAAAGGCUCAGCAAGACGCGCAGUUCAUUCAGCAGCAGAUGAAUAUGAAACAGGAACCCGAGACACCAAAGACCAUUUCCCCCAAGGAUGCUAUCCUGGAGUUUAACGAGUCUGAGGGUGACAACAACUUCCCUCUCUUCCCUCAGGAUUCCAGCUUCGGCAUGGACCAGUUUCCCAAGUCCAUGAUGAGCUCGCAGGAGUCAAUUCCCGAAACACAUAUCCAAAACCAUUUUAACUUUCUUCCACCUCACGGAGCUCCUGGUAUCACUGUACCACAGCAAUACCCAUUCAUCGCGCACCCAACACGAAUCAGCCAUGACACUCCUCCUCGUCUGAGCUCAACUGGCUCAAGUUCAAACGGGUCGCGCAACGCCACUCCUGCAACCCGCCCUACCAACACUGCUGCCGAUGGUGGCACGUACACUUGCACAUAUCACGGCUGCACUCUACGAUUCGACACACCAGCGCAGCUUCAGAAGCACAAGCGAGAGGGCCAUCGUCAGACACAGACAAUGGGUCCUGCCCGCCCUCGCGAAAUUGGCAUGACAUCUGCACUGGUGAACACCCAGGCUGGUCCCCAUCGUUGUGAUCGAAUCAACCCAAGCACUGGAAAACCCUGUAGCACCGUUUUUUCUCGGCCGUACGACCUGACCCGUCACGAGGAUACCAUCCACAAUGCUCGAAAGCAAAAGGUGAGAUGCGAUCUCUGCACCGAAGAGAAGACCUUCAGCCGUGCAGACGCACUCACCAGACAUUACCGGGUGUGCCAUCCUGACAUGGAGCUUCCGGGCAAGCAUCGACGACGAGCCGGUGCUUGAGCUGUUAGUGCCUGAACAAGCAUAGUUGCACCCGAUACCUCCCCACGAUGCUACCCCUGAAGAUGGCUUCAAGUACACAACUAUCGACAGGCGGAUUCAUUGGCGGAAGAAGCAUCCGGCGUUGAAUGAUGCUACAUGACGUGGACCACCGUCAAAACAAGGCUUGGCGCUUGUGGACCGAUCGUCGCAAGGCUUCGAGUCACUCGAAUCGGGUUGGCUAAUUAAGGGCCCGGUCUCCAAUGCGGGAAAGUGGGUCUCAGGGUCCUUCCUGCAGGAAGGGUCCUUUCGACUGACGUCACGACCAAUCCAUUUAUUAUGACUGUGACAUCACAUGGCUCCGCCUAAGUCUCAGUCAUCCACCAGCGAGGUUCCCCGAUACUCCCUGAUGAUGACAUGGCGUCCGUCAUGGAUACGAUACGCACCGCUUGGUCGUUGCACUCACCCACCCACUCACCAACCAUCCAUACAUCCACCCAUCUUGUACUUUCUCUACUGCACCGUGUACUUCUACAACCCUGAUUUUAAUUCUUUUAUUUGUUUGACGUCUAAUCGAAGCGAAUGGAAGAUAGCGGAUCAACGUCCGUACUGCUUGCCUGUACAUUACGAAUCAUUGAUUCUUUAUAUAUUAUGAGUGGUUAUAAACUGUUUAUUGUGGAGGAUGUCUGGCUGGCCAGGAUUUUAUCAUUGGAAUACUGGGAAAGACUUGAGCGAAAACCGGAACAGGGUCUAGAUAAAAAGGAGCGUUACGGUUGACUAUAGCGUUGUAUUUUGAUAACGAAUAUUACGAUCAAUUUAUUUUUA
Molecule: messenger RNA, 2658 nt
Organism: Fusarium graminearum PH-1
Lineage: Eukaryota; Fungi; Ascomycota; Sordariomycetes; Hypocreales; Nectriaceae
Exons: 1
Coding region: 1-1857 (618 amino acids)
Biological process (GO): regulation of transcription by RNA polymerase II
Cellular component (GO): nucleus
Source: RefSeq, a predicted model, not a curated record